CGGGACAUCGACGGUUUAUGACUAGAUUUCCUUCCCAUCAUUCCUCAGUACAUAAACAACAUGGACGCCAGUCGACUUGAUUAUUUUGAGCUCGCCGACUUGCAAAUGUUAGAAAAUAUUGAAAGACGUUUGCCAUGGAUCCGCGAAAGAAACUCUGAUUUAGAUGAUUUAGACGAAAUAGACUUCCAUGAAAGAUAUAGGUUCAACAAAAGCACAACGGGAAAAAUUAUAGACUUGGUCAGCCCCCUAAUGGAGGACACAACGCAUAGGAAUAACGCUUUAACGAAAACUGAAAAAGUGCUCGCUGCGCUCAGAUUUUUCGCAUGCGGUACGUUUCAAGUGGAGAUUGGUGAUUUGCAAGGUAUGUGCCAGCCGUCUUCCUGCAGAUCUAUCAACGAAGUCGCCAAGUGUCUUGCUCAAUUGAGGCCAAACUACAUAUAUCUCCCACAGACGGAAGAUGAAAGAAUGGAGAUUAGCCAAAAGUUUUACUCAAAGUACGGUUUUCCAUCUGUGUAUGGCGCAUUAGAUUGUACACUCAUAAAGAUAAACAGCCCCGGAGGAUCAUAUCCAGAGACUUAUAGAAGUCGAAAAGGACAUUUCGCUCUAAAUGUUCAAACACUGAGUGAUGCUGACCUGUUAAUAAGAAACAUUGUUGUUCGUUGGCCAGGCAGCACCCAUGAUAGCAGCAUAUUUAAUAAUUCAUACUUAAGAGCACACCUGGAGACACAAGUUCCUGCUAACUAUCAUGUUGUGGGAGAUGCUGGCUAUCCAUUAAGGGAAUAUCUAAUGACUGCAUUUGCAAAGCCUUCCACCGAUCCCCAACAAAGAUACAAUGAAGCACUUAUAGCUGCUCGCAACGUUGUCGAAAGACAGUAUGGAGUAUGGAAAAAAAGGUUCCCUUGCCUUACCACGGCUCUUCGGUGCGACUUAGAAAAUGCACAAACAAUUAUUGUUGCAACAGCUGUGCUUCACAAUAUUGCUCUGUUCGAACAGGACUAUUAUGAAAAUGAGGACUCCUCUGAAGACGAAGAUGAAGAUGAAUCUGAAGACGAUGACAGUAAUAGCACUGUUUAUCCCCCUCAAAUAGGUGGUAUUACCAAACGUAAUAGAAUUGUAGCAAGCUACUUUUCAUGA
Molecule: messenger RNA, 1134 nt
Organism: Uloborus diversus
Lineage: Eukaryota; Metazoa; Arthropoda; Arachnida; Araneae; Uloboridae
Product: putative nuclease HARBI1
Exons: 3
Coding region: 61-1134 (357 amino acids)
Source: RefSeq, a predicted model, not a curated record